AUCUAUAUGCUCGCUAUUCUUCUUGUUGUUGAAAGACCCAUCUAACUUUGCAUGGGCCGGUCCCUGCAUGUACAGAUUACUCAUUAUAAGUAAUUUAUAAUCACGUCAUCACGUCUGUCAUUUAGAGCUGUGGUCAUUCAUCAACAAUUGGUGUUCUUGUCUUGACAGCUCGUCCUUCGACAAAGAUCUCAGAUACCCAUCAAGACGUAUUCAAAUUCUCUGAUUCGCCCACCAUGGCAACUACAUCCCCUCCAACAGACGUCAAACUCCGCAGCCCGUCGACUUACGCUUCUUCUUCUUCUUCUGCGAGCCAGCCCCCAUCUCUCUCCCCAUCACUCGACUGGCUCCGCCGAACAUGGUCCGUCACGCACUCCACCCUCUCCAUGUGGCGCUCCGCCCGCAACGUCCGCAUCACCUACACCUCACUCCCGCCAAAACCGGACGGCACUACUCGACUCGACGACCUUGUCGAGUAUGAAUCCGUCAACUCCACUGGCAGGCGCAAGACCGUCCGGGGCGUUGACACGGCCUCCGUUGCCCCUCUUCCCCCAUCCCCUUCUUCAGAUUCUGCUCUUACCACCACCUCCUGGGACUGGCGUGGUAGCGGCCUUCUCUUCUUUGCCACCUCCCACUGGGAGAUCCUCGGCUGGGGUGAGCGCCCAUUGCCUCCGGGACCCGGAGGUGAAGCGGAUGGUUCGCAGGUCGAGCGGUGGGCGGUCACAUGGUUUGCGCCGACGCUGUUCACCAAGGAAGGUGUCGAUAUCUACUCGGACCGAAAGGAGGGCUUGAGCCAGGAGACGUACAAGCUCGUGCACGAGGCGCUGCUAGGACUCGAGGCCCGGUCUGUCGCUGAGAUGGUAGAGAAGGAUUUGCGUCCUGUGGAGAUCAGACUACCCUGGGUUGAGAAUUGAGUAGAGCUCUUUGGCUCUCGAUUGUGGCGAGUUGGGCCUAUGUAUGUCAUGCAUUAGAGAUCCAAAGCUUGGAUGAGUCUCAGUACAUAUCACGGUGGACGGCUUCGUGUGGAGGAAAGCACCCGAGCGCUCGAUAUACCAUCAAUGAAAACAGCCGUUGGGAACCGCGAUGUCUCUCGCUCUCUUCCCAUAUCCCCCGGCAAGCUACUCCCACAACGAAAAUCCUCGC
Sodiomyces alkalinus F11 is the source of this 1140-nucleotide messenger RNA. RefSeq lists its product as hypothetical. The coding region runs from base 234 to 911 and encodes 225 amino acids. NCBI's taxonomy places the organism in Eukaryota, Fungi, Ascomycota, Sordariomycetes, Glomerellales, Plectosphaerellaceae. The record is from RefSeq and is a predicted model, not a curated record. The transcript has a single exon.